Messenger RNA from Amoebophrya sp. A120, 1975 nucleotides. Lineage: Eukaryota; Dinophyceae; Syndiniales; Amoebophryaceae. The record is from the annotation of a GenBank genome assembly.
AAGUUUUCCUCCUGUUGUAUUAAGGACUUACACUUAGUGGUACACACGCUCAACAUGAUGUUGCGUCUCCCACAUACCACUGGUGCAAGCGCAUCGCUACUCGGAUCCUUUUUCUUUGGCACAGCACUAGUUCUGGUUCGUGCUUCCAACAUACUGGAAGAAGUACCGCAAAAUGAAUGUGAGGCCGCAGCGCACCCGAACGCAAACGUUGUACCUGCGUACGCUGCUGUAGAUGCAUCACAAUCUUCGCUGCCGUUUCCCUACAACAGGAAGGAGGACUCCGAUGCCGUCUACUACGCGGCCACACGUGCUGCAAGCGGUCAGUGCGGAAGUCAGGAUGGACAUGAUGAAGUAGGUCUCUUCCGACCUGCACUACGUCCUUCUCCUCGGCCAAACACAUCAACUUCUGAGAGGCUUCGAGAGCACAUCAAACACAUCGCCGCAUCCUCACCGACCAGCACUAAAGCUUCCUCAUGGAAUAAAAACGACGCUGGUGCUGGUGCUUUGGCGUCGUUCCUGCGACCUCAACCGGCUGUGGUGGAAGAAGAACGAACACGAAGUCAUACUGCGCCUUUAUUUCUUUCCCCCACCCCAACUUUCGGCGGCGACAUUCGGACCAAGCACGACGCGAAACUGCCGAAAUCCAUCUACCUCGACGGCAACGCCUGGGGGUGCGGCGUCUAUAUUGGCGUUUUGAGCGAGUUUGAGAAGCAGUUUGGGGUCGGGUUCGGAAAAAAAGUUUUGAUCCAGGGCGAUUCCGCCGGUGCUUUACUCGGUUUGAUCUGGGCCCUGGGCGGGUCCGCGGAAUGGUCACGGGAAGUGUACAGCAAGAUGGCAGCGUGCGGUGCCAGGGAAAUGUUUAAACUGCGGAUCAGCGACUACCACGAGGCGACGUUGGACGAGGUGGAGAAGCACUAUCCUGAUGCGCACCUUCUCGUGCGCGACAACUUCCAGGUCGGAGUCACCGUCGGGUUUCCGGGCGAGCACCGGUGGCUGUCGAAGUUUGAGACGUUCGCCGAUAUGCGGCGUGCGAUACACGGGUCCAUGCACAUCCCGAUCUUUUGCAGAAAGUUACCUUUUCUGCACUACCCGAGCGACUUUUUCACCGACACGAAAAAUGGCGUCGAGCAAGACACAACUUCUGCGAAUACUAAAUGUAGCCCGGCCCCUCAAGAAGAACGAAAACCACGUCGACAAGAACCACGGCCCAGGAAACUGUCCGUCAUUGACGGUGGUGCGUCGAUGCGGGCCCGGCACCUCGCGCACGGCAGCUAUCCUGUGCAAAAGUAUCGCGCUCGUUGUAUUGCAGUCAUGCAUUACGUAUCUUUCUCUUAAUGUAAAUCAUCAUUACAAAUUUCAUUUCUCAUGCUGAGGAAAUUUGUAAUGCAUUUAUACGAAUGCGAUACUUGUUUUGCAAUUCAUAGCAGCGAGACACUGGUGAUUUCCGCGAUGCCUUGGGCCGAGUUUCCCGACAAUAAUUUCGCGGACUUGAAGGCCACUUUGUCGCCGAGCCAGUGUUUACUCCCGCCAGAAGACUCGAACGAUUUGUACAAGCUGGGAGAAAAGCUCGCGCAGGACUGGCUCGCAAACGGUGGCGUUUUGCGGAAAAAGCACCGGUCGAUGUUGACCAUGCACGGGUUGCUGUUUUUUGGCAGGAUUGGGUUUUGGGGCGCCCGGUUUUUUGAAGAGACCUGCCUGCCAGCGUAUGUACGGAGGGAAACGGUAGAUAAGGAUGGAAAUGCGAUUCCAAUUGAGAAGUUGGAGAAGAAUAUGGACGAGCAGGGCUACACUUCGAGAAGUUCAUCAACUGCUAUGAAAGAAGUAGACGCAGUAAACCAGCACUGGAGAAGUAGACUCUGAGCUUCAGUAUGAAACGCAAACGCCCCCACAUCAAGAUAAAAGACAGCCGCCUUUGUCUGUCUAUGUCUUCAAUGAUCAAUAUCGCAAGUGGUGCGAGAAGCGAGGUGAUACCAUC